Messenger RNA from Diospyros lotus (date-plum), 5322 nucleotides. RefSeq lists its product as uncharacterized. Bases 3022 to 5121 code for a protein of 699 amino acids. Lineage: Eukaryota; Viridiplantae; Streptophyta; Magnoliopsida; Ericales; Ebenaceae. The record is from RefSeq and is a predicted model, not a curated record. Gene Ontology annotation, molecular function: protein dimerization activity. The transcript has 5 exons.
AAGAAUGGAACCCGAUCCACCCACUGCUUCUUCUCAAAUCACGUGCCCACUCACUUUCUGAGGCAUUCUCUGUUCUCAGUUUCUGUAAACGGAAGGCGAGAGAAAAUCAACUAGGGCCUCGUGCUUUGGAGAAUCGAUGCUCAUUCCGUUCUUUGCUUCUCGCGUUUGCUACUGUGUCUGUGUUUCCAGCCUUCCAUUCCAUUCCAAAAUCACCUAGGGUUCUGAUCGGGAACUAAAAUCACGCCGACGGUAAGUUCCCUCUUCUCUCAGCUUUUCAGUUUAGUUUUUUCUCUCAUUUUCCUCCAUUUCUCUCCUUGGUUCAGUUAUUGUUGCGGGCUGCCUAAGGCUUCUGUACUCGCUUGUGUAACCCUAUUUUUCUUUUCGUGUCGUGUGCUCAGAACGCACAGGUCCAAGAGCUAUACUCACAUUUGUCCAAGAAGGUUUUGGUUCUUACCUCUUCUUUUGGAUUUUAGAUUUGUAUGCGAGUGUGUUGUGAGUGCGUGCAUAAUCUAAUUGUUUUAGAUUUCUGAAGCAGAGAACUCUUCUCUGCUUCUUUCUUUGUUGAGAGGACUGCUUCUCUCUGUAGGCAAAGAAGCAGAGAGUUUCCCUCUCUUUUUUGUUUUGUGACAAAAAAAGGAACUUUUGUGUUUUGACCUUUGAGAAAUUUUCAACAGAAAGGACCACAAAAGAAAAUAGAGUGGACAGUGAUAUGCUGUCUGAAAAUGAGGGGCCGGCAGCUGUCCGAAGGGGUGAAAUUACCAUUUCAUCCCUCCUUGCUUUGUUUCGGAUCACAAAUUAUUAUCCAAAUAGUAUUAGGUAGGUACAGGUACUGCACAGAUUACAUAUCAGUGGAGAUGAAAUCACUAUUUCUUCUGUUGCUACAUGUAUAGUAUGAUUUUUAUUAGGUAGGUACUGCACAGAUUUCAUAUCAGUGGAGAUGAAAUCACUAUUUCUUCUGUUGCUACAUGUAUAGUAUGGUUUUUCUCUAAAUACAAUGCUUAUUAACAUUUUAUGAAUUUGGUAACAUGAGAUAUUUGUUUUCUAUACCUUUUUCUUAUUGCAGUAAAUGUGGCUUGCAGUUUGCUACUCACCUAUAACUAAAGCUUCAGAGAUUGAUUUUCUAUCUGAGACAGUUUUCUAUUUCAGAAAACUUGAAUUUGAUAGCAUUAUUUUUCUCUAAAUCCUUGCACUAAGCAUGGCUAUUAAUCUUUUUGGCCAUACAGUGAAGCUGAUGGUCUUCUAUCUAUUUCACUUUAUCCUUUAAUUUUUUUUUAAAUAGAGCUUAUAACGUGUGUCUGGGAAUGCCAUUUUUCUAUUUCACCUUUUUUUUUCACAUGGUUAUUUUUGUCCAUCAUGCUUAUAGGUAGUUUUUGGAAAUGACAUUUUUGUUUGUAUAUGUAAGCCUAUCUUUAUAAGCUGAACGGUGUUUGACCUUAAUUUGAUGGUUGUUUUAUGAAUUUUUAGAUGGUAGUGUUAAUUGUUAAGGUUGUGUGCAAAAAAUUAAAAUUGAUAAUGAUCAUGUAUUAUUAAUUCGAAUGGUUUUUGUCUAUUGUUAAGGACAAAGUUUGGGGGUCCCAUUGGGCGAGAAUGAGACUUAAGAUUUAUUCCUUGUCAGGCCCACGGGGUGGGUAUGAGGUAUUGGUGUUGGGAAUGGUGCAAGCAAAAUUCUAUCCUGACCAUUGUUGUUAGAAUCGUAUGAUUCAUGAUUCGAAUCGUACAAUUUGAGUUGAUUCAUAUAGAAAUCGAGUCGAAUCUACAGGGUGAAUUGAAAAUCCUUUAGAAUCAACUGUGAAUUUGACAAAUCGCACGAUUCGUCUGAUUCGGGCGACUUCAUUUGCAUGUGCGUUUUAAUCAAAUAUUCAUUCAAUUUGGCUAUGUUUGAAGACAAAGAAGGUGAUGAAAAUGACGAUGCUCUUGAACUUGAAGAUGAAGAUGAUUGAUAACUAGUGAAGAUUAUAGACAAUGGAGUUUUUUAGUAGCCUAAUAGUUGUAGUUCUUUUUUUUUUUUUUUUGCUAGCUUGUUAUUUUGAAAGUGGUUUGGUUUGGUGCAAUUUGAAUUUAAAGGCAAUAUGAAUAUACUUUUUCCUUUUGGUAUAAUUUUAAACUUAGCAAAUAUAUUUAGAAGUAUUAUUUAUCUAUUUAUAUUUAAAAGAAUUGAUCAUGGUGGGCUCAUUAUUUAUUUUCUAUGGAUAUAUAUUAUUUAUAGUUGAAAUUGAGAAUGUGCACUAAAUUUUACGAUUCAAUUCGAUUCUCGAUUCACGAUUCAUAAAAUAAGGAUUUCGAUUCUCGAUUUAACAACUAUGGUCCUGACCCCACCUCAUUGCCAUUGUUGCUAACAAAUCUUGAAGCUUUCUACCUUGACAACAUCUUCUGUUAUCAUGUGAACUUCGGUUGCUUGAAACUUUAGCAGAUCAGUUAAGGACCUGAUUCACAUCUACUGGUGUUCAGUUUUUGAUUCAGUAUAAUGCGGUGCUGCUACUAGGCAUAGUUGUCAAAGGCGUGCCUAGGAGUGAGGUGCAACUCUGUGCCCCUCUUAGUCAUUUGGGCGAGGUGCCAGCUGGAGGCACUUGCCUACUCUAGAACAUAAUUACAAAAAAUCCUAAACAUAAAACAGAUAACCCAUUUGACAAACAUUAAAACUAAGAAGUCCUUCAUCACCUUCAUUUCUUCCUCUUCAUCAGUAUUCAGAGAUUCGACUAUCAAAUUUGCUUCAUAGAUUCUACUUGUUAGGCAUUUCAGUGCAAACUUUAGGUAUAAUUAUUUGUCCAAAGCCUCUAGCUUGAUUUGUCAUGCUAGAUUCUGUUUCUUGCUGGUAUGAGAACAUAUUAAUGCAGAUCUGGGAGAGGUGAUUCUGUUGGUGUUGGCUGGAUGUCUGUUGAAGCUAUUACGUGUAGGGAACCUUCGGCGUGUUACAUUCACUCCCUUUGUAAGUGUGGGUGCGCCCCCUUCCAUCUGGCAUGGCCUUCCUUCUGGUGACCGUAAUCACCGACAGUGUUGCUAGAGCAUUUAGGUUUGAGUUAAAUGACUAGUGUUGAAAAGUCUACCUCCACCUCUCCUCGAAGAGACCCAGGAUGGAAAUAUUGCCAUUUACAAGAUCCGAAUAACAAACAUAAUGUUGUUUGCAAUUUUUGUGGAAAAGUAACCAAAGGGGGAGUAUACCGAGCAAAGCAACACAUUGUUGGUGGAUUUAGAAACACAACAAAAUGCAACCAGUGUCCAGCUCAUGUUCAUGAAGAAAUUAAAGAAUACAUGUUGAGAAAGUCUAAAGGCAAUGCAAGAACAAACAUCCAUGAAAUUGAUGCUUUUGAUGAGGAUGAUGUUGAUGACACUGAAGUACAAUCUCAUGGAAAGAGGGCUUCAAGUUCCCAAAACAGCAAUCAAAUUACUACGAAGAGGGCAAAACAAAGGGCUUUUGUGGAUUUGCAUUUUACUCCUAAUCUAGAGAAAGUUGUGCAAGACAAGAGAGAAGGGAAGAUGAAACAAGCAGCUAUCAGUGAGACAUGCAAAAAAGAACUAAGAGAUAAGGCUUAUAGAGAAAUAGCAAAGUGGUUUUAUGAUGCUGGGAUAUCAUUUAAUGCCGCAAAAUUAGAAAGCUUUUCUUUGGCAGUUGAAGCAAUUGGACAAUAUGGUCCUGGUAUGAAACCACCUAGUUAUGAUGAGCUUAGAGGCCCUCUAUUAAGGAAGGAAGUUGACCAUACCAAAGAAUUGGUGCAAUCUCACGAAGAAGAUUGGGCCAAACAUGGAUGCUCGAUUCUUUCUAAUAGGUGGAGAGAUUCGGUUUCAAAUAGAGAUAUCAUGAGCUUUUUUGUAAGCUCUCCCAAGGGAGUGGUGUUCAUUAGAUCAAUUGACGUUUCUAAUAAUGUGAAAAAUGCCAAUGGUUUGCUCCAUGUACUUGAUCAGAUGGUUGAGGAAAUUGGGGAGACAAAUGUUAUUCAAGUGGUGACAGAUAAUACUUCUGAUUAUGUUGCAAUGGCCAAAUUGUUAGAAGCAAAGCGACCACAUUUGUAUUGGAUGCCAUGUGCAGCACAUUGCCUUGACUUCGUGUUGGAGGAUAUUGGAAACCUGCCUUUAGUUCAUCGAACAUUAAAUGAAGCCGUAUUUUUGAAUGGUUAUAUUCAGAACCGGACUGGUAUGGUUAAUAUGAUGAAACAAUGCACUAGAGGUAGAGAUUUGCCUAGGUUUACAGUUCCUAGGUUUGCCGCAGCCUUUCUCACACUACAAUCAUUGCAUCAUCAGAAGAGUAACUUGAGAAAGAUGUUCACUUCAGAAGAAUGGAGCAAGAGUAAAUGGGCAAAGAAACAAGCAGGUAAAAGAGCUGCUAAUAUUGUACUGAUGCCUAAAUUUUGGGAAAACGCGAUUGACGUUCUUAAAAUCAUCGGCCCUCUUGUUCGUGUUCUUCGAUUGGUUGAUGGAGAGGAGAAACCUACUAUGGGAUAUAUUUAUGAGGCGAUGAGGAGAGCUAAAAAUGCCACUGCAAGGUCCUUUAAGGAGAAUGAGGAGAAGUAUGGGCAUAUUUUUGAUAUCAUUAACAACAGAUGGGCUUGCCAACUCAAUCAUCCUUUAUAUGCAGCUGGACAUUUCUUAAAUCCAGAAUUCUUUUAUUCAAAUCCCAAAAUAAGGCAAGAUGAGGUAGUCGUCAGGGGCUUGUAUGAGUGCAUUGAAAGACUAGUUCCAAGCUUAGAAUUGCAAGAUAAAAUUAUUGAUGAGUUGGCAUUGUAUAAGAAUGCGGAAGGCCUUUUUGGAAUGGAGAUGGCUAAAAGGAAAAGGAAUAAAAAAGCUCCAGCUGAAUGGUGGAGGUUUUUUGGGUUGUCGACUCCAAACUUGCAAAAGUUUGCUGUUAGAGUUCUAAGUCUUGUAUGUAGUGCUUCCAGUUGUGAGAGAGAUUUGAAAAUUUUUAAGCGCCUUCAUAGCAAAAGGAGAAAUAGACUAGCUCAAGAACGCCUAAAUGAUUUGGUGUUUGUUAAGUAUAAUCGAGCACUGAUGCGGCGCCAUAAUUGGCGUGAUGCUAUUGAUCCUGUUCUUUUAAAUGACAUUGAUGAUGAUAACGAGUGGUUGGUUGACAUGGAACCAUCUGGAGGGAGAUUUGAACUGGUUUAUUAUAGGCGGAGGAGUAGAGUUUAGAAUGUAGUUACAUUUGUAGUUGUCUUAUAAUUUCUUAUAUUUGUAGGUAUGUUUGUUAUUUUAUAUUUGGACAUAUAUAUAUGUAUAUAUAUAUGUUUAUACUCCCAUCUAUGUACUUGAAUAUGAAGGGUAGUUGUGUGAUCAGUUUUCUCAUAAACUCCCCCGCUCAAUUGCUUUAUUCUCUCUCUGUCUUGCUUUUGA